Messenger RNA from Linum tenue, 2207 nucleotides. NCBI's taxonomy places the organism in Eukaryota, Viridiplantae, Streptophyta, Magnoliopsida, Malpighiales, Linaceae. The record is from the annotation of a GenBank genome assembly.
CUCGUUGAACAAUUGAUUCAUCCAAACCAACCUAAGUUCUAUUAACAAGAAGAAUGCUACGGAAAUUAUGUUCAUCUAUGGACGUGAAAAAAGAUCUACGGAAAUUAUGUUCAUCUACGGAAAUUUGUGACUGCUAGCUACUAGCUAGUAAGGCAGAGUCAACUUUGUCCCCACUGCUCCGUCUCUCGAUGUGUUGGGUUUCUCUUUCUAACUACUCCUCCUCCAAAACCCCUGGGGCUCGGCGCAGGCGCUAUAAAGCCAGCGGAACCUUCUUUCCCUCCUUCUUCACCCUUUACCUUCGAUCUCUGCUCUUGAGGAAGAAGGAAAAAAGAAAUUGACCCAUCAAUUACAUUACUAAUAAAAAUAAAAUGCCGUCUUCCCCAUGAGCCUUUCUCUACUUUCCUUCCCGCAUUGCCAUCUCUCUCUCUAGAAGCUUACUUCUUCUUCUUCUUCCCAUUACUCUUCUUUCCUUCCUUCCUUCCUUCACUUGACUUACUACCACUGCUACUUCCCUUCAUUUCAUGGCAUCCUCCUCCUCCUUUCACCUCUCUUCCCUAUUCGCCCUUCUUCUCCCUUUUUGAUCUUUCUUUCUUUCUUGCUCCCCAACUGCGAUCCGUCGCUUUCUUGAAGCCGACCCACCCCAGAUCCCAAAAAAACCUUCUCAAUUUCCUUCUUUUCCCCCUUUUGCUUUUUCGUGCUCCAAAGUAUUUUUCCGUGGGCGUCUUAAAGGGCAAUGAAGGAUGUUGUUUUCGUGGCUUGCAAGGAUAGCUAUGGCCUGUUGGAGACCCGUGGUGAGGCGGUAUGCCCGUAUGAACAAGGAUGACGGUGGUAGUGGUAGUGGCAACGAGGAUCUCGAGCUCGGCGGCGGAAGUCGAGGUGACGGUGGAGCGGACUCGCUUCUCUGGUCCAGGGAUUUGGAGAAGCAUUCUUGUGGGGAUUUUUCUUUCGCAGUGGUUCAGGCGAAUGCGGUUAUUGAGGACCACAGCCAAGUCGAGACUGGCCGUGAUGCUGUCUUCGUCGGCGUCUACGACGGCCAUGGAGGCCCUGAAGCUUCUCGAUUCAUCUCUGACCAUCUGUUCAAGAAUUUGAUUGAAGUUGCAAAAGGAGGAAACAUCUCAGAAGGCACUCUGAAAGAUGCCUUCUCUGCAACUGAAAAUGGGUUUCUCACUGUAGUGCGUAGAAGCAUGGGAAUAAAGCCAGAUAUCGCUGCUGUUGGAUCUUGUUGCUUGGCUGGGGUGAUUUGGAAUGGCACUCUAUAUGUUGCCAAUGUUGGGGAUUCCAGGGCUGUAGUUGGCUCUCUAGGUGGGUCGAAGAAGAUAGUCUCGGAGCAGUUGACCAAUGAUCAUAAUGCCUGCAUGGAAGAGGUCAGACAGGAACUGAAAUCCUUGCACCCGGAAGAUUCACAUAUUGUCGUUCUGAAGCAAGGAGUUUGGCGCAUCAAAGGCAUUAUCCAGGUGUCUAGAUCAAUAGGCGAUGCAUACUUGAAGAGACCCGAGUUUGCUCUCGAGUCGACAUUCCCACGGUUCCACCUACCUGAACCGGUUCAGAAGCCUGUGCUAACAUCAGAACCAUCUCUGCUGUCGAGAGUUCUGCAGCCGGAGGACAAAUUCCUCAUUUUUGCUUCGGAUGGGCUGUGGGAACACGUCUCAAACCAGGAGGCGGUGGAGAUAGUGUACAAAAACCGACGAACAGGGAUAGCGAGGAGACUCGUGGAAGCAGCAUUGAAUAAAGCAUGCAGGAAGAGGGACAUUGGGUACAAGGAACUUAAGAAGAAGGCAAAGGGGGAAAGGAGGAGUUACCAUGAUGAUAUAACAGUGGUUGUGAUCUUCAUUGACCAUCAUGAUGAAGGGCAGAAUGUGGCGGCGGUUCCUGAGACAUCGUUUCGUGGGUUCAUCGAUACGGUUGGACCGUCCAAGUUUAGCAUAGUUCCUUCUUCACAAGGGGUUUAGCUAUCUAGUUCUAUAGCUCAUAUUUUUUGGUGUUUGAUACAGUGAGAGAGCGAGCGUGGAAUGGAGUAUAGGAAGAAGAGGCUUCUGUGGUUUCAGUUUGGUAGUUUCAGUAUAUACUGAUGAUGAGCUUCAUUCAACUAAUUGUAUAAUUAGCUCAUGACAACAGCAACCCAAUGUGAUAUUUUGCACUCUGAUAAUGAUGUCACUCUUUGAAUCUUUCGCAUAAUGCCAAGUUCUGUUCUGUUCAUUCUUUAAUUG